AGGAACUUCUGGCGAACUCCACAGAUGGUAAGCUGAAAAAAGGGGUGAAACCUGCACUAGCUGCACAACAUGAAGUGUCACAAAGGUGUAUCACACAUAUUUGGCAGCAUAUAAGGAAAUGUCAACGGGAGGGUUUACCAAUAAAUGUUGACAGAAAAAUGACUGGAAAGGUAGGUAAGAAAGCAAUAAUAACAGCUCAUGUUGACAUUACAAAUAUAGAACUACAUCGAAGGAAGAGCAUAAGAAGUCUGGCAAAGGCGAUGGGCAUACCCUCAACAAAUGUGCACAGACUCAUCAAAAAAGGUUUGAUAAAAGUACACACAAAUGCUAUAAAACCAUUUAUGACAGACUCAAAUAUGACAAAGAGGAUGGAAUGGGUAAUUUCACAAAUUGUUCCACAGUCAGUCAAUGACUUCUCAUCCACGGUUUGAACCCAUGUUCAAUUGUGUGCAUGUGGAUGAGAAGUGGUUUUACAUGACCCAAGUCUCACCGAGGUACUAUCUUGCCCCGGGUGAAGAGGAGCCUUACAGAAGUUGUAAGUCCAAGAGAUACAUCACAAAAGUGAUGUUUCUCUGUGUUGUUGCUGGGCCUAGAUUUUCUCCAUCUGAAGUGUUAUUUGAUGGAAAAAUAGGUAUUUUCCCAUUCACUGAAUUCUGUUCAGCUAAAAGGAAUAUCAAAAAUAGAGCACAAGGUACAAUAGAGGAAAAGGCAAUAGACAAUGUGACUAAAGAAGUCUAUAGAGAAUGUUUACUCAGAAAGGUGCUCCCUGCCAUCAAAGCCAAGUGGCCAAUUGAUGCAUCUGGUCAUAUUUUUAUCCAACAAGACAAUACCAAACCACACAUACAGCCUAAUGACAGUGAAUUCAUGGCAGCGGCUACUACUGAAGGUUUUAACAUAAAACUAGCAUGCCAACCACCCAAUAGUCCUGAUCUAAAUAUUCUGGACCUAGGUUUUUUUAGGUCAGUUGAGUGCUUACAACAGGCCAAUCGAAGUUCUACAGUUUCAGAGUUAGUAGUAGCAGUGACCAAGGCAUAUGAUGAGUUCAGUCCCUAUACUUUAAACAAGGUGUGGUUAUCACUACAGUUGUGUAUGACAGAGAUAUUAAUUGUUAAAGGUAACAACAACUACAAAAUACCUCACAUAGGACAUGACAACCUACAUGCUCAGGGGGAACUACCUAUCUCAAUUGGUGCAGACCCAACACUAGUGAGGGAAGUUAUGGAGUUGUUGGCUAAUGGUAGCACUCAGGCUUAGGUAUAGUAGGUAAUGGUACUGGUUUUUGGGUACAGACAUGAUCUAGGUUCUUGAUAUUUUUGGUUUUUGGGUACAGACAGGUUCUUGAUAUUUUUGGUUUUUGGUACAGACAUGUUCUUGAUAUUUUUGGUUUUUGGGUAGUCACAGGAUCCUGGAUUGGGCUACAAACAAUGUACACAUCAAAACACUGUCAUCAGCUAUAUAUGAAGGUUUAUUGGAGUGCUAGAAGAGAUGAAUCUUUAUCGAGAGAUAGAAGUAUGUGAAGCUUGCGAUGUGUUGGUGAUACAAGUGUGUGAUAAUUUAUUGUAACUGUUAGAUUUUAUAAACUUUUAUUAAAAGAUGAGGAUUUUGAUUGUAUUCACACCGAAUAUUGGUGAUGUAUAACUAACGUAGUAUUUCUUUUGGAAUUAUGGUUUUGAUUUGUGAAGUGACAUACUAUUGUUGUAAUAUUAAUGUUUCUUAUUUUAUAGAUAGGGUAUGUUUUGGUUGGAAACACCAUCUUUGUAAAUUCGGGUAGUAGAAAAAAACAAAAAUAAUAUUACAAUUUUU
Messenger RNA from Cuscuta europaea, 1803 nucleotides. Lineage: Eukaryota; Viridiplantae; Streptophyta; Magnoliopsida; Solanales; Convolvulaceae. The record is from the annotation of a GenBank genome assembly.